UGUUGACUACGGGACGUGACGCAAGCACGUCCGCAGCCUAGCAGCAGAAAAGACGGCGUAAACAAAGCAGGCAGCUAAAAGUCAGCUAAUGCAAAGUGAACGAUGUGUCGUGAGUAAAAUACUUAAUGGGGGUUUACUGGGUUGUAUAUGAACACCUGUUAUUGGCGGGUACAACUCUUGUUCCUACGUGAAAGGACUCGCUCGUGCGCCGUGAUUGACACAAACGAGUUGACAAGAUACCGUUAUUGCUAGCUACAUUAGCUUGAGCUAAACUUAAGUAACGGGAUUUUGUCGUUAAGGAAACAUUUGUUUACUAAGUCAGUGUUAACCGAUACGGUUUAGCGACUGUCCCUUAAUUCAUUGACGUUCGUUUGGUCGGGCGUUGUAAAAGCUGUUAGCAUAGACAUUGUUAGGAGUUCGUCAUGUAGGAAUUUUUAUUAGGAAUCGCUGAGCUGGUUAAACACGGCUGGCUAGUGGAGGAACUCCUGGGUAGAUGACCACUUGUUUGCAGUCAUCUGGAGUGCGAUGUUCAGUCUGAUGGCGAAUUGCUGCAACUGGCUGAAACGCUGGCGAGAGCCUGCAAGAAAAGUGACCCUGGUGAUGGUAGGCCUUGAUAAUGCAGGGAAGACGGCAACAGUGAGAGGAAUCCAGGGAGACAAUCCCCAGGAUGUUGCUCCCACUGUGGGCUUUUCCAAAGUUGACUUGAAGCAGGGCAAGUUUGAGGUGACCAUCUUUGACCUCGGUGGUGGGAAGAGAAUCCGGGGCAUUUGGAAAAACUAUUACUCGGAGUCACACGGCGUGGUGUUCGUGGUGGACUCAAGCGAUGUCCAGCGGAUCCAGGAGACGCGAGAGACCAUGGCGGAGGUUCUCCAGCACCCGCGCAUUGCUGGGAAGCCCGUGCUAGUGCUUGCCAACAAGCAAGACCAGGAGGGAGCGCUAGCUGAAGCAGACAUCAUUGAGAACUUGUCAUUAGAGAAGCUUGUUAAUGAGAACAAGUGUCUCUGUCAGAUUGAACCGUGCUCUGCCGUUUUAGGCUAUGGAAAAAAAGUCGACAAGUCCAUCAAGAAGGGCCUGAGCUGGCUACUCAACAACAUUGCCAAAGACUAUGAGGCUAUUACUGAGCGCGUGCAGAAGGACACAGCCGAGCAGCGCGCUUUAGAGGAGCAGGACAAGAAAGAGAGGGCAGAGAGGGUACGGCGGAUACGAGAGGAGAGAGAACGUCAAGAGCGCGAGGAAGCAGAGCGAGAAGGCAGAUCGAUUCAAGAGGAGGAGCCCAACGACGACAACAUCCAGAGCCCCUUCCAGCCCAUAGGAACUGUGAUUUCUAAGAAUGAAGACAAAGAAAAGCUGCAGGAGGGCAGGCCUAACAGCCCGAAGGGUGGGGCGGACACAGAAGAAGAGGAAUACGAAGACAAUGGUGAAGAGCCAGAUGACACGAGACAAACAGCAGAAAACACUAGUUCAGGUGAGCAAAGCAAAAAGAAGACAAGUAAGCUCCACCUGAAGAGAAAACACAGGGUGGACCCUCUGAGGACGGAGGACGGGCCGGCAGAGAGCCCCACCCCUCCACCUCCUCCAGUGGGAUGGGCCACACCUAAAGUCUCUAGACUGCCUAAACUAGAGCCACUUGGGGACUCUAAACAUUCUGAGAUUUACAAGAAGCCUCUCCCACCGCUGGCGAAUAGGCCUCGGCCUAACGGCGACGCUCACGAUGUCAUUGUUUAAACCCUCUUUUACUGAUCGAGGUUGGUUUCCUGACCAAUCACGGCUCUCUCUCCUUUGCUUUCUGUCUCAAGCGAGUGGUGUGUAGACAACCAAACUAAACGGCUGUCCGCCAGCGCUGAAGUUCAGAGGACAAAGUAGCGACAAGACGUCCUGCUCAGAAGUCGUGAUUUCACAGACUGGCAUGAUUGAAUGUGAACUGCUUAAACUCUCGGACAGGUUCCGUCAUCACUCAACAAAAAGCACUUUUAGUGCUGAACCUUUGUGUUUUUAUUCAUAAUAUCAGUAUUACAAAGUUUGGACUACAUGCGCCCAACUUAAAUACUUAAUUGACAAAGAAUGUAAAUAAUAUAUAUGUGUCUGUUACUGAAAACAUUUUUUAUUUGUAUCAGAUCGCCAUAAAAAAAAAAUCAUAAUGUGUCUGACUUUUUUUUUUCUUUUUGUACUUUGAGAUUCAGUGCAGCCAUGUUAGUGGUCUUAUGAGGCUUUGCACAACACAGUGCUUGAUUUGACCCUUUUAAAGUAAACAUUCAGCAUUUUUUAUUUGUCUUCAGAUUAAACUAAUGAGUACUACACUACAGUACACUGAAAGUGUAAAGUACAUUACGGUUGCCAAUCAUCGGUUUGUGCUGAAACACUAAAAUUGUCAUGACAAGAAAAAUGCAAAUCGGUUCAUUUUAGUCUCCAACCAGCAUCAAUUUAUAGGAUUUUGGGUGAAUUUGGGCUACAGAUUUUUACACAUUCUGCUGUUUACACUAAGCAUUUGUUUUUAAAAGUGAUAUUUCCAGAUGUGCGCCCAUUUUAUAUUAUAUAGCUAUAACUGCGUCUCAGACAAACCUGUUUCUGUACAUGUUUCAGUAGUUUGCAGGUGGAGUAAAGGGAAAUAUUCCCACUGUGAAGAGCCAGAGAAGAAUUAGGUGCAGUUUUUCGUAGCAACUUGAAAUAUCACUUUAAAACCACAGCACUGUUUUUCAGAUCUGUACUGGGACAUUUUACUCUUGCUAAUGCAUAGAUGUUGGAAGAAUAUUUUUUCUACUGUUUGAAUUUUAUAACAGCACAAUUAAAGAUGUUUUCAAUA
This is a messenger RNA of Melanotaenia boesemani (Boeseman's rainbowfish), 2800 nucleotides long. It is a transcript of the gene arl13b, whose product is annotated as ADP-ribosylation factor-like 13b. The record is from RefSeq and is a predicted model, not a curated record. The transcript has 10 exons. Gene Ontology annotation, molecular function: GTP binding; GTPase activity. Gene Ontology annotation, biological process: receptor localization to non-motile cilium; non-motile cilium assembly. NCBI's taxonomy places the organism in Eukaryota, Metazoa, Chordata, Actinopteri, Atheriniformes, Melanotaeniidae. The coding region runs from base 526 to 1725 and encodes 399 amino acids. Gene Ontology annotation, cellular component: ciliary membrane; non-motile cilium; motile cilium.